GAGAUAGAGUGGAGAGAAAGAGGGACGAGAUUGGGGUGCUUGGGAAAUUUACUAUUGAAAACUUUCUAAUACUCCGAAAGAUUACGGUUAAAAUAAAAAAAUUAGACGAGGCUGAAAAUGAUAAGGAAUGGAGGAGAAUAGCCGAGGAGUUAUUAGCAAAGCAAAAAGAACAAAUUGACAAACUACUUAAAGAGGUUGAAAAAUUAGAACAAGAAAAUAAAGAAAAAGACCAAAGAAUUAAAGAGUUGGAACAAAAUCAAAUCAUCUCUACUAAUUUAAACAAAUUGGAGGAAAGCGAAAGAAGUUUAGAAGCACAAAUG
This is a messenger RNA of Racocetra persica, 320 nucleotides long. The record is from the annotation of a GenBank genome assembly. Lineage: Eukaryota; Fungi; Glomeromycota; Glomeromycetes; Diversisporales; Gigasporaceae.